AUGUUACAGCAAAACUCUGUUAUUGUUGACUUGAACGGCGGUUUGGUUGAAGGCAUAGUUGCGAGCUCAUGUGUGACAGAGUUUUAUCACGUAUUUGAGCUUAAAACUAGACCUCUGCUUGACUUUGUUCCAUUCCAGGAUUCCUGGCCUCUUGGAUUGUACAUUCCUAUGAAGCUAGCAAUGUCAAAGUUGAACAUGAACGACGGUGGACAACGGACUUCACGAGCCGCUAUUCUCGUGAGAAAACUUUUGGAUAGAUCCUUGUGA
Opisthorchis viverrini is the source of this 267-nucleotide messenger RNA. RefSeq lists its product as hypothetical. Lineage: Eukaryota; Metazoa; Platyhelminthes; Trematoda; Opisthorchiida; Opisthorchiidae. The transcript has a single exon. Bases 1 to 267 code for a protein of 88 amino acids. The record is from RefSeq and is a predicted model, not a curated record.